UAGGGUGUCAUCUCACAAGUUGUAUUUGAAGCGUGUAAUUGAGCGCGUCCUAGCCGGGAAACAGCUGUGGAAACAGAUGUAGAUGUAGACGUAGACCCACGCACGCUCGCGAGAUUACGAUGUAACAAUUAAUUUUUCUUUUAGAGAUUUACGUAACCAAAGGUUACAGAUUCUCAAUGGUGCAAAGAACAGAUUCUAAAGUUUCUCAAGAAAUAAUUCGAAAGAUGCGCCACGAUGAGCGAGCAGUGUCCAAAUUGCAGACAGCUCGCGAACUCGUCCUUUUCAAGGCUCGUGAAAGAUAGCUGUGGCCACACCAAAUGUCGCAUGUGCUUGGUAUACGAGGAACACGGAUGUAAAAUCUGUCAGGACGAAUGCUCGACACAGAGCGUUCGGGAUUAUUCGAAAGAAUCACACAUCCAGGAUGGGAAUCCGAAUCGUGUAAACGCAGUAACCGGUGAGGAAAUCGCGUUGCCAUUGGAACUGGUCAUUCACAAGGAUCCCAAAUUCACGGAGAUUUCUUCCAAAUCAACCUCUUUCGAAAACAGAUCUUCAGAUCAUUACCAAAAGAGUGAUAUUUCUGAUGAGAAUCAAAAGAUUCAUGAGACUCCCAAUGAAACAGUUACUACCAAUGAAAACGAUAGAAUCUACAUUCCAAAGAUAGAAACUCGCGAUGUGGUGUUAAACAUAGAGGCUCACUUGAGAGACGAAAGUAAUCACAAUUUAUUGAGUUUAAAAAAUUCAAAUGAUAGUCAAACAAAAGAGAAAACUUCCAGAGAGACAGUGGAAAAGAGCAAGAGUGCCAAAAAUCGUGAUCGCAGUCACAUAAUAGUAAUACCAGGAACUCCAGAACGUUACAAGUGCAAUGUGUGCGGUAAGAUCUUUCGAAACAAGAAGGGCAAGUGCUAUCACGACGCUUGUGUAACGGGUGUCAAGCCUUAUCAGUGCACUUUCUGCGACAAGACUUUUGUCAAACGCUCUCACUUCGAGUAUCACGAGAGAGUUCAUAACGGAUACAAGCCGUACAAAUGCAGUCUUUGCGAAAAGGCGUUUCCUCAAAAAAACAAGCUCAACAGGCACAUGUUUUCGCAUAGUAAGGAAAAGCAAUUUGCGUGUACCGUGUGCGACAAACGGUACAGCAAACCGGACGAUUUGAAGAAUCACUCCACCAUACACAAUGCGACCACAACGUAUAAUUGCCAAUCGUGCAACAAAUCGUUUCGCGUGCUAACCAAUUUGAAUCGCCACAUGCGAACGCACACGGACGAGCGGCCGUACAAGUGUGAUCAAUGUAAUAAAAGUUUCAAGGACAGAUUUUUGUUGGUGCGGCACAAACGAAUUCACGGAAAAGAGAGGCCGUUCUCCUGUGCUUGCUGCAACAGAGUCUUCCUGUCGAAGAGCGAGUUGAGACGACACACAACCGUACAUUCAGAUGAGAAACCGUUCUCUUGCGAGCACUGUCAGACGUUAUUCCGGCGCAAGGAUAAUCUGACUCGACAUAUCAGACAUCACCACACCGAGGGCUCCGUCGGUUGCGAGGUACCCAAGGCGCCAGUUAUCGAAACAGCAACAGAUCGAAGCAAUUCCGCGAAGAGCAAUCAGCAACGGCAAAGACAGAAACCGAGGAAGACGCGGCCGAAAAGUCCCGGCGCGGUGUCGGCUACCUCUCGCGACCAGAUCAACUCGCGGCUAGACCCUAUGGGUAACAUCACGUCCGUUAUAAGAGCCACGAGCGAGGUGAGCAACGCGGUACCGGUGAUUAACGGGCCCAUCAACAUCCGACGUCUGGAGGAUGUGACCGACAAGAAGACUCUGUACACGGAGCCGAUCCCGCUCGCCGACACGGUGGUGCUCAAUCGUCGAAUCGAGGAGAAAUUGUACGCAGAUCGCAAAGCGCCACCGGUCACCAUUAACAUUUACUUCGCGCGCAAUCGGGAAUAGGAUAGAAUUAUUUUCGUCCCGAUGACGGUUUUACGCCGCCAAAGAGAACACUUCAGGAGAGCAAAAAUCAGAAGUGGAUUAAAUUCAACAGCGAGAAGACUGAUGUAAAAAAAAGUUAUCUCAAAGUGCCCAUUACAAAAAAAAAAAAAAAAAAAAAAAAAAA
Messenger RNA from Pseudomyrmex gracilis, 2101 nucleotides. RefSeq names its product zinc finger protein 391-like. The record is from RefSeq and is a predicted model, not a curated record. NCBI's taxonomy places the organism in Eukaryota, Metazoa, Arthropoda, Insecta, Hymenoptera, Formicidae. The transcript has 6 exons. Gene Ontology annotation, molecular function: DNA-binding transcription factor activity; RNA polymerase II cis-regulatory region sequence-specific DNA binding. Bases 235 to 1938 code for a protein of 567 amino acids. Gene Ontology annotation, biological process: regulation of transcription by RNA polymerase II.